This is a messenger RNA of Notothenia coriiceps (black rockcod), 238 nucleotides long. Its product is annotated as anaphase-promoting complex subunit 2-like. Gene Ontology annotation, biological process: protein K11-linked ubiquitination; metaphase/anaphase transition of mitotic cell cycle. The transcript is spliced from 2 exons. Gene Ontology annotation, cellular component: anaphase-promoting complex. The record is from RefSeq and is a predicted model, not a curated record. The annotation marks the transcript as partial. Lineage: Eukaryota; Metazoa; Chordata; Actinopteri; Perciformes; Nototheniidae.
AUUUCCCAGAAUCCAAAGCAGCCAUUGAAGAUCUGAAGUUUUGUCUGGAAAGAACCAACCAGAGGCAGCAGCUCCUCACUUCUUUAAAGUCUGCGUUUGAGAGCCGUCUGCUGCACCCGGGGGUUCACACGUCAGAUAUCCUCACGGUUUACAUCUCGGCCAUCAAAGCCCUCAGAGAGCUGGACCCCUCCAUGGUCAUCCUGCAGGUCGCCUGUCAGCCCAUCCGCAAGUACCUCAG